CCGGGGUGCUGUAGGCUCCUUUCUUCUCUUUUUGUUUUAUUUUAUGCGCUGAUUUCUAAUUCUUUUUUUGCUUUACGCCAUAUACUUUUUGUUGGUCUUACCACAUGCUCUGUUCAUAGAUGUUUCAUGAUGACUGAAUUCAGCGACACAUUGAACCUUUUCCAUACAAUAUACUAAAGAUCAUUUUUGAAAGGUAAAACAGUGAAAGAAACAUCUCAGGCAAUCCUGGGUUUACGUUUGAGAUUGGUUGGAUUGGAUUAGAGUAGGAAAUAUGGAUUCUAAAACAAUUGAGAAUUCUUCAAAAGAAUCAUCAUCGAAAAUACUCAGUUCCCAUAAUGAAGCUAGCUUUGACUUUUUGCAGUCAGGUACAAGUACAGAAUAUGAAUUACGAAGCGUGAUUUUCAAGUGUUUGAAAAGGGUCGGAGAAUCUCAUCAAAGUGAUCCUACAAUUUCGCAAGAUUAUCAAAACUUAUAUAGGGAAUGCGUACAAGAUUAUCUUCAUUUGAAGAAGCAUCCAGCACUAGCUUCGAUCCUGAGGAGGAGAACCCUGGAAGACAAUGUGAAAGACCUUGAACAAAAACUAGAGUCAUCCAAGAAAGUAAAAUAUCUGUUGGAUGAGGAAUAUCAUCAAGUAAGACAGUAUCGAGUGGACAUGGAAACAUUGAAUACAGAGUUGUCAGAACGGCUGAAACAGCAAGACACGAUUAGCAGAAAAGGAAAAAAAAGUUUUCUAAACAAAAAGCUUAUUCAAGAGAAAGAGGAUGUUUCACGGUCCUCUAUGGAACUCUUUACGUUCCUUAACGAAUUUCUUGACAAACAUUACAAGGAAAUUCUAGAAGGGCCAGGGCCUAUUGGAAAAUUGAGUGCUAAUGAACGAAAGCAGCGAGCAACUAUUGAUAAGUUUGCCAAUUCCAAUCAGCUCGAGGAAAUGGAAGAGUUGAAACGUGUUUUAGAAGAAUUAAUGAACCAAGCUGUCUCUUCUAAUCCUUCCUUUACAAGAGUGACAAAUGAAAGGAUCCUAAACUUUCUACUUCGGUCUUCGCUAUGUACCUUUGAUCCGCGUGAUCCUUCUUUACUGAAAUUCAUACCUUUUGCCGAUGAAUUCUAGUCGAAAGACACACACUAUCUUCCCUUCUGUUCUCUCUCCCUGUUUCCGGAAUUGUUAAUUCUCAUUUCUACUUGUAACUAUGUUUGUUUCUUUCAUAAUACAUGAGGCACCUACAGUUAUAGAAAUACUUUCUCUUUCAUAUAUUUAAAUUAAAUCUCAUCCCUAACAAAUAGAAAGAUACCUACAUUUGGAGUUUCUUG
This is a messenger RNA of Schizosaccharomyces cryophilus OY26, 1308 nucleotides long. Its product is annotated as kinetochore protein Sim4. The record is from RefSeq and is a predicted model, not a curated record. Gene Ontology annotation, cellular component: nucleus. The transcript is spliced from 2 exons. Gene Ontology annotation, biological process: kinetochore assembly; mitotic sister chromatid segregation. The coding region runs from base 272 to 1108 and encodes 278 amino acids. Lineage: Eukaryota; Fungi; Ascomycota; Schizosaccharomycetes; Schizosaccharomycetales; Schizosaccharomycetaceae.